Molecule: messenger RNA, 1037 nt
Organism: Heterobilharzia americana
Lineage: Eukaryota; Metazoa; Platyhelminthes; Trematoda; Strigeidida; Schistosomatidae
Source: the annotation of a GenBank genome assembly
AUGCCAUUCUGCAUUUGUUUGGUUGUUGUCUUGCCUAAAAUGCAUUUGAGAAUUUUCCGACCUGUAAAAUUUUGUGGCUUGUAUUUACCAACCUUAUGUAUUUCCUUUCCUCUGAUUUCAGUGUGGGUCGUUUCUGAACAAAAAAAUGAAGGUAAACGAAAAAUAGAAUUAUCUAAUGAUGAUAUGAUGAAUAAUUCGUCACAUUCGUUAUCUCAACCAGCAGGAAGGGAGCAUUCUAGAGGGGAAAAGCAAAUUCCACACCAUGUAAUGAGGCUUACUGAAGCAGAAGUUGCAUCACCCCUUUCCAUCCUAAUCCAAUAAAGUCCAGAGGCUCUGAUAAAUCCUCUUCCUCCUCUUCACUUUCCACCUUCUCAUCGUAAUCAUCAUCUCAAUCUCGAUGCUAUCGUGAGUAUCAUAAGUACUGGUCGUUUGAACUGUGUCUGUUUAAGGAGUGAUCUUUUACUUCGAUCACAUUUUUACUUGAGAUCAAAUUUCACCACAAUCAUUUUAAUCUGUGAAAUCGUUAAUAGGUAGAAAUGGAUUCAAACAAUAGGAGAAAUAUUGUAUGCAUAUAUAAUAAGAAAAGAGUAUAUAACGAUGUUUUUCCUCUUCCUUUUUGUUUCGUCUAAAACAUUUCAAUUUUUAAAUCACAGAAAUAAUGACACUGGUUUAACACGGUGUAUUUUUCUUAAGUGUAAUUCUGUGUUUAUUGAUGUCUUUGCUUAUGUAAUAUGAAUGUACGUGUCGCAAUCUCAUUCCUUGUUACUUGUGUAUUCGUUCAAAUCAGAAGGAACAUUGUGCACUAUUUUCAUGCUUUUGAUUUUCUCUUUUUCUCUGAUGCGUAUUCUUUUUGCUUAUUCUCUUCCUCCUCUUUUAUACGAGAAGCACAUGUAACAGAAAAUAUUGACAGGCCUCUUAUUUAUAUUUUUGUGUGUAGACAUGAUACAUUGUGUAAUAUGUUUUUACUUGUUUCUUUGUUUGUUGGUUUGCUUGGUUGUUCAUUCAGUUAUUUGUAUUUCGAGAAAGAAAAGGUGUAU